UAGAGAACACAGUCGCGGUUUGCCUGCCCACACACACACACUAAACUCCCUCGUCUGCCCCCCCCCCUCUCUCUGUCUACCAAGUACACAAACUUUCACACACUUCGCAACUCUUCCAUGGGAGAAUGUACUCAUCGACAACGAGGAGAACUCUGAACUAACAGGAAGAACGGAUGUCUUCUGUAGGAUUAACAAUGUUGGGAAAGAAACCUUUAUCAGUUGUCCUGAUAGCAGUAGCUGUGGGGGUAUAUCUCAUACCCUCUCCUAUUGACCCUGAACCACACACACUAGAAGGGCCCCCUCCUGCUCUUGAGGGCCCCUUCGCUGUAAAUAAACGCCUACAAAAGGGCCGCAGACUGUUCACUGGAAAACUACAUGGACCAGAGUCCUUCACUGCUGAUGAGAAUGGUAACGUGUACACAGGGACCGUAGAUGGGAAGCUGUGGAGGAUUGGCCAAGACGACAGCCUCACUCUCCUCACCCAUAUGGGCCAGGACAUCCCAGAGUGUGGCAGCAGUACUGACUACGAGCCGGUGUGUGGCCGUCCCCAUGGCGUCAGGCUGGACAGUCAGGGCCAGCUGAUUGUGGCUGACUCCUACCUGGGCCUGCACAGUGUGAACCCCCAGAAUGGACACAAGACUCUGCUGCUGCCCAACGCCCAAGGUGCUGACGGUGUCCCAUUCGCUUUCCUCAACGGUCUGGACAUCUCCUCCCAGACGGGAACCAUCUACUUCACCGACUCCUCCAGUCGCUGGGGUCGCAGACACGUCAAACUGGAGGUGAUCGAGCUGAACCGAUUGGGUCGCCUCCUGGCCUAUGAGCCGGGGUCUGGAAGCGUGCGUGUGCUGCUGGACUCUCUCUACAUGCCCAACGGCAUAGCGCUGUCUCCUGACGAGGACUUCCUGUUGCUGGCCGAAACCAGCCUUGGACGUAUUCUCAGGUACUGGCUGAAGGGGCCCAAGGCUGGCAGGAAGGAAGUGGUCAUGAGCAAUAUGAUUGGUUACCCAGACAACAUUCGCCGUAGUGACCAUGGAACCUUCCUGGUUGGCAUCACAACCACUCGGUUUCGACGGCUACUGCCUCCGUUCCUUGACAUGAUUGCCCCCUACCCGGCCGUCAAGCGCUUCCUGGCCAAGGUGGUUCCUCUGAGCUUGUACAAUAUACUGCUGCCACGCUACGGCCUGGUUCUGGAGCUGGGACCGGACGCCCAGCCGGUGGGCACUCUCCAUGACCCAGACGGCAGCCUCACCUGGGCCGUCAGCGACGCGUUCCAGCACCGCGGGAGGGUCUACUUGGGGAGCACCGACUUGCCUUUCCUGCCUGUCCUGGAGGAGUGGAGCUAGCCUAGCCUAGCCUCUGGGCAGCAGGGAGAAGUUGACCCGGAAUGUAUGGUUGGGGAUCAAAUGUCAUAACCCUGAAUGGUGGGAGGGUUUUCUGGAUCUUGGAUCACUUGAGGAACUUUAUUAGAAGGUCGAGACGAGGGACUUUCAGUGAUUCAGGAAAUCAUUUAGUCAGAGCCUCUUGCACUGUUAGGGUAAAGGAUAAGCACAUCUGAUUUUUAUUCUGUGACAUGGAGGAUUUUUACACUGUGACAUGUGUCAGCGCGUCGGCAUGGUGUAGCUGAUGUUUUAACCGUGGAUUCAAUUACAGAUACUCAUCUUUUCCCACACUGUUCCUGCUGUUAGGGGUGGACAUACCAGCAAUUUUACCGGAGGAAUGCCUCUUAUCUGAUCAUGUCAUACUUUGGACUUUUAUAACACUGGUGCCUCUUCUUUGACACAAUGAAAUGCUUGGAGUUGAAUUUGGAUGAAGUAGCAUGUUUUUACAUUAAAUAACAUUCAGCCUGCUUUUCUAAGCAGGCUGGUGAAUUAGUCCAUUGUUUUCCAUUGUCUUCUCUGGCUGAGACCUGGCUAAGUGUCUGAUGAUAUACCCAUUAACCAAUGGGGGCAGCAGAGUCUUAAGUGUAAUAGGUGUCAAACUGACUAUACAGUUUACUGACUUGGUCAUUAACCGACAAAUUAUUUCAUAUGCCAAUCGCAGACUAUGUUUAAUGGACAAACACAAGCCAGAAAUGCAUACUCUGUUACAAAACGACUAAUGUAAAGAAAUAAUGUGCAAAAACAUCUUUUUCACAAGUUGGAAAGUGCAUGAAUGAGCUGAAAUGGGUUUGACCAGUUCCUGUGGUUUACAGCAUAACUCUCUGUGUGUGUGUGUGUGACGAUUAUCAGUCCAGUAUUGUUCAGAACCUUGCACCUUUAAUACAGUCAGACUAGAUCUUUGAUGUAAAUAACAGAACUACCAUUCAUUUCAAACAAAUUCAACAGUCAAUCAACAAUCAAACAACAGGCAGUUCAAACAAACUCAUUUGAUGCAUGUUGAAUGAACCACAAUAGCACUGCUGGGGGAGUUAGAUGGCAAAGUUUGGGCCGCCCUAUCAUGACGAAGGUGGAGUUAGUAAUAUUCAAAGAAGAUAGUUUCCCUUUAAGGUUUCAGUCUUCCUUGAGCACUAUCAUGGUAUUUUUACUAUAAAACCAUGCAUCAGUCUCACUCUCCUUCCCUAAUAUUCCCUUGUCUAAAACAGGAAGAAUGGUUUUCCCUACAGAAUUCACAUUAAGCAGAUUAGUUGAAGGAACCAUUGAUUUGGCCCCCCUUCCCAAAAAAUGAAAGAAAAAGAAAACAAUAUAAAA
Molecule: messenger RNA, 2687 nt
Organism: Hypomesus transpacificus
Lineage: Eukaryota; Metazoa; Chordata; Actinopteri; Osmeriformes; Osmeridae
Exons: 9
Coding region: 174-1343 (389 amino acids)
Biological process (GO): biosynthetic process
Molecular function (GO): strictosidine synthase activity
Source: RefSeq, a predicted model, not a curated record